This is a messenger RNA of Exaiptasia diaphana, 5609 nucleotides long. Its product is annotated as DENN domain-containing protein 5B. Gene Ontology annotation, molecular function: small GTPase binding; guanyl-nucleotide exchange factor activity. The record is from RefSeq and is a predicted model, not a curated record. NCBI's taxonomy places the organism in Eukaryota, Metazoa, Cnidaria, Anthozoa, Actiniaria, Aiptasiidae.
AAGUGCAAAGAUGUCUUCGUCGUUUGUCAAAUUGUCGCUGUUUUGCACCACAAAUUACUCCCCUUUUGUGUAAUACAACAUGUCUGGUUCCAGUUCAAACCAAAGAUUUGCAGAUUACUUCGUAAUAUGUGGGUUGGACACUGUUACAGGACUGGAACCGGACCAGCUUUCAGGCGAUUCUCUUCACAUCUCUCCUCUGAAGCGGUCUUAYAAGGCAAAGGUACUAGCACAUUAUCCAGCCAAUGUUGAGUGGAACCCCUUUGAUGAAGAUGCUGUUAGACUGCUCUCUUUUCCUCAAGGUCUUCACUUCAAGAAGCAGUCAGAACCCCACGAUCCUACCUUACAUUCCUUCCUUAUUACAAGAGAAGAUGGGUCCAGAGUAUACGGCUGUGCCCUUUCAUUCUAYGAGGUGGUMACYAACCAGCAAAUCUGCAGYGCAAUGCAGACACUGCAUGACAUGCAUGAGGCUGAGCUUAACAUUGCAAGGUCAAAAUCAMKAAUACGAGCAAGGUCUCCYAUCACUGUCAGCACUUCAGAUAGCACAAUUGUUGAAAAUUGUCUUGGUUCUGAAUUUGAUGAGCAAAUAUUAUCCGAAAAGUGUUCGUUUGAUCUCAGGAAUGAUGUUUUAAUGGUUUCAAAAUGUGUGUCUAUCAUUACUCCCCUUCCAUUUAUGUCGGCCUGUGGGAAAUUUCUAGAACAACUCUACGAAGCUGCAAAUAAUGAACAAGUCUUGCCWCUUCCACUUGAAUCGUACAUUUAUAACUUGUUAUAUGAAGUACCACUUCCACCGCCUGGUCGCACUAUGAGGUUUAAAGGCUUUAUUCAUGAUAUAACAUGUCAGCGACCUGGUCCAAAUGAGCUGCCAUUGUUUGAUUAUUCAUUGAAGGAUAUGUUUUCCUUGCUUGGCGUGGAAAAUAUUGUGGAAUUGUUUACUUGUGUUCUUCUGGAGUACCAGAUCCUAUUGUUAUCUAAUAGUUACCAAAAAUUUAUGUUGGUUGCAGAAAGUAUAACAAAUCUGAUAUUUCCAUUUGUUUGGCAACAUGUUUAUGUUCCUAUCCUCCCAGCAUCUUUACAACAUUUCCUUGAUGCCCCUGUUCCAUUUUUGAUGGGAUUAUACUGUGAUACUGAAGAAGAUAAAGAGAAAUUAAAGCUUCCUUCAGAGGCUUCUCUUUGUCUAGUUGAUAUCGACAACUGCAAGGUGACUACACCAGAAGAUCUUCCUGAGUUCCCCAACAAACAAGACUUGAUUGAAGAACUCAAGGAAACCAUUCAGAAAUUUAACAUCCCAUCUUGUCAAUCAACUCCAAUAAAUAGUAGACCAAAUAGCAUGGGAAAUAGCAUCACUGAUUCAUUGAAUUUAUCUCAAAACAACUCAUUGCUAUCUGUUUCAAGUGACACUAAUGAGAGUGAAAGUGGAAGUCCAACAGGAUCUCCAAGAAAUUCAGUAUCAUUAUCGCCAAGCAUGUCGAGAAAGAGAGCAUCUCCUACACUAGGUAAGAAAGACAAGACACGAGUACGGCCUAGAAGAACAUCCACAGAUAACAGAGCUUUGAAAUCUAAGUCAGCAACUUCAUUAGACCUCUCUMAAAACCCAAGACUACAGGCAAUAGCUGCAAUAGCAGAAAGAACUGGUAUCAUUGCACCYAUCUCAUCAAUAGUUUCWAAUCUCGAGAAAUCUGCCUCCGACUCUCAGCUUAACACAUACUUACGAGAAGAAGAAAUCUUUAUUUUUGGUGAGCCAGCCAAAGAAAUUAGCCGUCAGCAACAGCAUGAGAAUGAGUUCAAUACUGCAACUAGAGAAAUAUUUGCUAACAGAUUUACACAACUUCUGCUUGAAUAUGAGUCUUUUGUGAUUCAACCAAGACAGGAUUUUGAACAAUGGACUUCAAAUCGAGAACAGAUGCAGAAUUUUGAUAAAGCUUCRUUUCUUUCUGAUCAACCAACACAGUUUCUUGCCUUUUUGUCUCCAUUCACUGAGACACAGAUGUUUGCUAGUUUUAUUGAUAUGAAGAUUUUGGCAAGUUGGGAAGARGCYGACCCAAGUCUUGCUGUGUUUGAUCAAAGAGUUGAAAAUAUGAAGAACAGGCUUGGGGUUGUAAGGUCACCAUCGUAUGAAAAGUGUAUGUCUCUCAAGAACUCAAUCCAAGUACUUCUUAAAAGAUCCAAUUCUGUUGACUACUUGGCUGCUGCUCCUCAUCAUCUAGACGUACCAGAACAAGAGAGAGGACAACAGCUGUUUGGGAAUUUGAACAGCGAAGUCUUAUUAGAUGGGCCACAAGGAAGGGGCAAUAAAGUCAACUGGAAGAAGCGAAGCAGAMAACAGCGUCAUGCAGAGCAUGUAUUACUAAACACAUCUAAGGAUGGUAAAAAGAUGAGAGAUAAACUAGCUCUCAGCUUGAAGAAAUUCAUGCAGGAGACCAAGACUAAAACAAGUCCAGGACCAAUCGGUGACAUGACAGCAUUGGAGACAACACAGAAUGCUUUUAUUCAGAAACUUCUGAAAGAAUGCAGACAAAAGACCAAGAGAAUGCUGGUACAAAAGAUGGGCCAAGAAGCUGUUGAUUUAGGGCACACUGACGCCAGUGUAUCCGGUGUUGAGGAGAACACUUUGAUAGCAAGUCUAUGUGACUUGUUAGAAAGAGUCUUCAGUCAUGGACUACAGACAAAGGAGGGCAAGUCAUCUCUGUGGUCACAUCUACAAGCCUAUCAGUGCUUAAUGGAGAGUAACGAUGAUGGACCACAUGACCAUAACUACUUGUCUCCAUCAGGAAGCACAAAGUCRYUGCUUGAUUCUCCCUCUAAACAACUGAAUGUAAGAMGGCGGAGUGCUGGUGCAGAUAUUCUUGCAAUGAUGCAACCUAUGCAACAGCCCAGUUCAGCACUGGCUGAUAUGAAGCAUGUGCAAACCAUGUCAGAAAUUAAGACAGAUAUUGGUCAUGCUAGAGCAUGGGCAAGGUUAUCACUGGAGAAGAAAGUCCUGUCUAAACACCUCAAACAGAUUGUGAAUGAUGAYAGACUUUUGAGGAUGAGAUACAAGGAUUAUGCCUUUUUAAGGACAGAAGAAGAAAGAGAACAGUUUCUAUUUCAUCUUUUAUCAUUGAAUGCUGUGGAUUUUUUUUGUUUCACCAACUGCUUAAAACAACCUCGCGGAGGUAUGCCGUCUGUCACCAUCUCGACGAUCUCCUGUGUUAUCACGACGAAAUAGCGAAAGAACUCGUAUCCCUGAUGUCCAGGAAAAGGUGGCAGACUCAGUAAACAACAUUGUUAAAUAUUUCUAUAAACCCGACAAGGAGCGUGAGAAUCUAACAUACUUGCUUUGUGGAGAUGGCGGUCUGUGCCAAGCUUUAGAGCAAGUUUUCCAGUGUGGAUUCAAAUCAUCACGUCUUUUUCGUAAUAAUUUCUUCAUUUGGGAUAUCUUAGAGAAAGCACACCAGUACUUACAGAUGAACGAAGAUGAUACAGGGAUCCCGGUACACCUCCAUAACGCCAAAAAGAACUUUUGUACGAUGAUCACACGGAUCAAUAACUCAUCGCAGACCAUCGGAAAAGAUGGCAAGUUUCAGUUAUUCGUUUGUCUCGGUGCGCGAGACCAUCUACUACAUAACUGGUUAGAGCUCAUCUCCGUUUGUCCUGCUGCUACCAACAUGUACGAUACUAGUUCAUUCCUCCGCGAUACUGCUCUUGUACAGUUUCUUGUGGACGUCCUUACUGCCUUGGUUGAGUUCAAUAUCACAUUAGAAUCGUCUUUAUUGAAGGGAAUAUCCUAGUGUAUAUAAUAAUGAAAGUUUUUAUAGGGAUUCCAGUGUUCAACAAGCGCAUUUAUAUCCCGCCAGUUCGCACACGGGUCAGUGAGGUGAUUUCUGGGAUUCCUGUGUUGACGUGUCUCCGUCAUUCACCUCUUAUGGGAUUCCUUUGUGAGCUGAGUCUCACUCGAUCCAAAUGAAGUAACAGCUAUUCCACGCAUUUGCGAGAUUUAUGACGUGCUGUGCUGUGAUCUCGUUUCAUUAGAUUUUUUGAUACGAAAUACAUUCCUCAUAGGCCGACAACUCGGUCAAUAAAAUUCUUUCUCAUGUUGAUAUUUCAGAUGAAAAUCAUUUUGACUGAUUGGUUUGUAUCAUUAAUUUUUCUUUUUCUGUCUGUGAGUUAAAAGCCCUUCAAGUGCAUUUUUCCUGUUGAUGGGCUGUCAAGAGUCUUUUCGGAUUGGUGAAAAAUGCCAUCUUGUUAUCUGAUUGGUUAACGAGGGAAACCAUUUAACUGUGCGCAUUGUAGUGUUUUGUACUUGUUUCAUUAGGAGUAAAAAUACUGUACUUCAAAAUCGUCAAAAGGACACAUUAACGGCUUUUUGUAAGAUUUGUUGUAUUUYGCUAAUGCUUUUAAUUGAAAUGGACAUUUUGAAACGUUGUAAGUGCAUUUUACAGUACGUUUUUAUAGACCGUCUACAGCUGUCAGGAUUUGAUGAAUUGAUCUCUCCCCACGACUUGUAUUACCUUCAUGGCGUAACAUUGGUAAUUUGACGCAUUGGACGUUAAUCCCCGAUUAAAAAUAGCUGCUUUUAAAGAGAAAAAACCUUAGAAAUGGCAGCAUGUCUUUUCUUUUACAAGAAAAUCCUGCACAAUGUACAAGUAAACCAGUAUAGUUCCCAUCUGUUUCCAUUCAUUUUCAUUUAGUUUUAUAUGAAUAUUUUGCGUUUUAGUCCGUUUCUAAACGCCCAAUCUCACAUUGGACCGAAGAUGCGUAAAAACAUGUAAAAUUCGACGUUUGAAACAAUCAUCCAUGAAGCGAAUCCACGAAAUAAAUAUAGUAAUGAAGUAAAGGCACAAAAAUAGAAAUAGCGACAAAAUUAUCAGUUUUCAGGUCAUUUACCCUACCAAACAUUGCAAAAACGAUGUAUCUUCAGUAUCUUGAAAUGCACUUUCAUAAGUUAAGUGUAGAGCCUCUCAUCUCCAAUUCAUACUGUUCUCAAUUUUUGGUUUGUAACUUAUAUUGUCCACGGAAAAAAGACAUACAUAUAGAUUGCAUCCGUCUACAGAGAGCAAAAGAUAACAAAAUCAACUCCUUUUUGGCAUCAGCGUUUUUUUGACCAGUAGACCAAUGAUCAUUACACAUGUAGCGUUGUGACGUUUUUUAUGACGUCAUAAUUAUAGUGAUAAUGGCUGCAAUAAUGAAAUACGUUAAGUAAGUUGAUUGGGUUUCUUCAGGCUCAAGAGGGUUGAGGGAUAUAAUAGUGAUUUAAUAGGAAAAGAGAAAUAUAUUAAAAUAUAGACAUCAGAGGAUGUAUGGAGAUUAUCACAUCAGAUACGUUCCACCUGUUUGGAGAACCAACUGAUUGACAGACUCCCUGCAAGGAAGGUAUUGACCUCAUGACAAGACAAUCACCGAGUCUAUAUUCUAUCCAUAGUAAUAUAUAUUAAUCACUAGAUUAUAUUUUUAUGAAUCAUUUUUUGUGAACGAUUUGUGUAAAUACAUGUUAAAAGUGAAGACGCAAAGCUUCUAAAAUGCUGAUUCGUAUGUCCUGAUUUGAUAUUUUUACUUGACUAAUUAUAGAUUAAUUUACUUGCUUUGUGUCUUCAUUUUAUAAGUGUAAAAGGUUUAAUAAAAACUAAAAAGUA